GUUAAAAUUAAAAACAAGUUCAUAUCGCGGUACUGAGAACAAAUCUCCGGUCGGCAGUACGCCAUAAUAAGCUCGCGAAAUUUCAAGAAAUUACAUUAAUUUUUAUUUAAAUUGGUUUAAACAUUUGUUGAUAAAGGCUGACAUCGACUAUUAGCUGAGAUUUUCCGAUUUUCUUUCUAGUUGCAAUCUUAUAAUGUUCUCUGUGAUAUUAGUGUUUUUGGCUGUUUUGUAUGUUGGAGUAAAAUGCCAAACUACAACUGAAACAAAUCUAGUUUCAUCUGCAAUUCAACAAAUUUCAAAUAAUACAGCAGAAAUUAUUCAAAAUAACACUACUGAAUCUUAUAAACCAACUGAAUCUUCACCAUCAUCUACUUCAACAGUUGUAACAUCGAUUCUCACAACACCUGCUAGGCCUGUAGACGUAAGUUGCUUACCUCUACACCUAAUGGGGGAAAUGGAUCAUGUAACCCAAGAAGAAUUUACUACUAAAUUAACAGAGUCUUGUAGAUAUGAUCGAUUGAUCAAACCAAAAACACCUGAACAACUUGUGGUCAACAUGCAAAUCGAUUUGACUCAUAUCGAGUCUACUGAUGCACAACAAAUGAAAUCGUACAUUCUAGUCCAGCUAUCCUAUAAAGAUUCUAGGCUAAAAUACGACACGUUUUCACCAAAAAGAGGAAGCAUACAAGGCGAAGAUCCUCUUAGAAGCAAAAUAUGGGUUCCACAUUUGAUUGUUAGAAAUGAACGCGAAUCAUCUCUAAUGGGUCUAGAUGGUAAAGACGUCUUCAUUCAAAUUUUACCAGACGGCCAAGUGACCUACUCCUAUCGAAUGACUUUAACGUUCUAUUGCUGGAUGAACCUCAAGAAAUUCCCGUUUGAUUAUCAAAUUUGUAAAAUCACUUGGAUCAGUUGGUCUUACGACGCGAGCAGUUUGUUGUUGAAAUGGGCCAAACAUAAUAAAGUGCAAAUUUCAGAGAAUUUGCACCUUACGGAAUUUGUUUUGGAUGAUUAUUGGGUCGAAGACGAAGUGGCGCAAACUUCAUUUUCAACUGGAGGACUUGCUGGUAACUACAGUUCUCUAGUGUUCAAAUUCAAAUUACGCCGCGAAGUUGGAUAUUACAUGAUGGACUAUUUCCUACCUUCCAUGUUCCUGGUAGUCACUUCUUGGGUAACAUUUUGGUUGCAAGCAGACGCAAGCGCUCCAAGAGCUGUAUUAGGCACUUCAACUAUGCUAUCGUUCAUCACUUUAAACGGAGGUUUAACCAAAAACUUACCAAAAGUCAGCUACAUCAAGGCCAGUGAAAUUUGGUUUUUGGGUUGUUCGAGUUUCAUUUUUUUAUCUUUGACCGAAUUUGCAUUUGUUAAUGUUAUUUGGAGGAGGAAAAAACAAGUAGAAGUUAAAAAACCGAGCAGCAAAUACAUUCUGAGAGGAGCAGUGACUCCAAGUUUGCUCAGAAGACAACUGAAACGAUCAGAAUCGUUCAAUGGUCUUCACAAGACGCGAUCUUGUACGAGUUUAAAUGAAAAACAAGAAAAGGAAAUUCAACAAAACAAUUAUUUGACUGUCCAUAGUUUUCCUGCAUCUAUUCCAACAAUUCGUACACCAAACACAAGCCGAGACGAACUUAUAAACAUUGAAGAUUCUGUAACAACAAUUCCAGUGCCGGAAAAUGAUAUUACAAAUAAUCAACCUCAUCAGUCUUGGACAACAAUGACGCCUCAAGAAGUCGCAAAUUGGAUUGAUAAAAAAUCCAGAAUCGUUUUUCCUGUGGCUUUUUUAAUUUUCAAUUUGUUUUAUUGGACUUUUGUAUACGCUUUAUAAUAAUUUUUUUGUGUUUUUCCAUUCGAAUCUCUUUGACUGAACUUUCAUUUUUCCUUAAAAAAGUAGGUAUUAGACUAUAGGAUUUAGCUGUGUUUUAUUUAUUUUAUACUUUGAUUAUUAUAAAAUGUUUAUUAUUAUUAUGCUACAAAGUUAUUUGUUUUAUUUUUGGCUCUUCCCAGUGGAUUGAUAACUGAUUUUUUUUAAUAAAUGAUAAUCUCAGAAAAAUGCCUACACUAUUGGGCCAUCAGAAUGUUAUUAGGACUG
This is a messenger RNA of Ceutorhynchus assimilis (cabbage seed weevil), 2086 nucleotides long. The record is from the annotation of a GenBank genome assembly. NCBI's taxonomy places the organism in Eukaryota, Metazoa, Arthropoda, Insecta, Coleoptera, Curculionidae.